UUUAUAUUUUUCAUUUUUGUGCCAUGAUUGAUGUAUACAUUUAUAGAAAAUUAUUAAAAAGCAGUCGGAUCAUUAAUUUGUAUCGUAAAUAUGUUUUGCGGAUAUGUUUAGUGGAAUAAACAGAAUUGCAUAAUAAACGUUCUAAGAUCUGAUUGGCGCGACAAGGGUGUGCCACUACAUCUCCGAUAAUAAAACCGGUUUGACAACUAUUUCUACGCUGUAUGUCGAUCUUCAAAUCAGUUAUCUAUCAUCCAGAUCCAAAAUUACAUGAUUGCACGUAAUAUGUAUAAAAAUUUUAGAAUUUCCAAACUUCAAGAUAUCAGAUGGAAUGUCAGUUGGACUACGAGUUCCUUAGUUGCUUGCAUCCAGCCUGAAUUAGCAGCUAUAGUCAAAGCUGGCACAUGGAAAAACGAGCGUAUAAUUGCCUCGCCUCAACGAACAAAGAUCGCAUUAUCAAAUGGGAAGAAGGCACUCAAUUUUUGUGCUAAUAAUUAUCUAGGUUUAGCGGAUAACAAGGAUAUCAUUAACGCAGCAAAGAUUGCACUAGAUAAAUAUGGUGCGGGUUUAAGUUCUGUAAGAUUUAUAUGCGGAACGCAGGAGAUACACGUUGAACUAGAAAAGAAGAUUGCCAAGUUUCAUGGCAGGGAGGAUACGAUACUUUAUGGAUCUUGCUUCGACGCAAACGCUGGUAUCUUUGAAACUCUAUUAACUGCCGAUGACGCGAUAUUGAGUGAUGAACUAAAUCAUGCGUCUAUUAUCGACGGGAUACGAUUAUGCAAAGCGAAAAAAUAUAGGUACAAGCAUAGAGAUAUGACAGAUUUGGAAAAUAAGCUUCAAGAAAGUAAGUCUGCACGUUUACGCCUUAUUGCAACCGACGGAGUAUUUUCUAUGGACGGUACCGUUGCGCCCUUAUCUAAAAUCAUUGAGCUUGCCAAAAAAUAUGAUGCUCUCACAUUCGUAGACGAUUGCCACGCUACUGGUUUCUUUGGCAGAACUGGCAGGGGUACAGAGGAAUACUUUGAUCAUCUAGGAGAUAUCGACAUCAUUAACUCCACACUAGGGAAAGCUCUUGGAGGGGCUUCAGGUGGUUAUACAACUAGCAAAAAAGAAAUUGUAAGUUUAUUAAGGCAGAGAAGUAGACCAUAUCUGUUCUCAAAUUCAGUACCUCCACCUGUAGUUGCAUCAGCAAUUAAGGUAAAAUAUAUUACAAUUUAUUAA
Pogonomyrmex barbatus (red harvester ant) is the source of this 1218-nucleotide messenger RNA. It is a transcript of the gene Gcat, whose product is annotated as Glycine C-acetyltransferase. Gene Ontology annotation, cellular component: mitochondrion. Gene Ontology annotation, biological process: L-threonine catabolic process; biosynthetic process. NCBI's taxonomy places the organism in Eukaryota, Metazoa, Arthropoda, Insecta, Hymenoptera, Formicidae. Gene Ontology annotation, molecular function: glycine C-acetyltransferase activity; pyridoxal phosphate binding. The record is from RefSeq and is a predicted model, not a curated record.